AUGACGCAUGAUCACGUGCACAAACGUACUCUUUCCAAGGACAAUCUAAAAAGCGCUGCUAUGAUUGCAGGCGGUUAUCUCAUUUUUUCGGCAGCAGUCUGGUCCGUAUUUGCCAAUCCCAGAAGACACGAAUGGGUUGAUGUACUCAUGGAUUAUUGCAACCACAGGCGGUCACAGUACAGCGGCAUAUGGGCCAGAUUUUCUAGGAAACGUUGA
Molecule: messenger RNA, 216 nt
Organism: Babesia bigemina
Lineage: Eukaryota; Apicomplexa; Aconoidasida; Piroplasmida; Babesiidae
Exons: 3
Coding region: 1-216 (71 amino acids)
Source: RefSeq, a predicted model, not a curated record